Molecule: messenger RNA, 1668 nt
Organism: Cyprinodon tularosa
Lineage: Eukaryota; Metazoa; Chordata; Actinopteri; Cyprinodontiformes; Cyprinodontidae
Product: serine protease 23-like
Exons: 2
Coding region: 288-1496 (402 amino acids)
Biological process (GO): proteolysis
Molecular function (GO): serine-type endopeptidase activity
Source: RefSeq, a predicted model, not a curated record
UAUCCUCGUUGGCGGAUGUGACACCGGGGAUCAGGCAGUCCGCAGAUCCUCCUCCAGCAGCGCGCAAUGAUCCAGCACAUUCGUCCUGGACAGAGCUGCAUGCUGUGGAUCCGAUCACACCGUCACGGUUCCGCGUAAAGCUUGAAUUUUCUUUACAUACCAAACGACCGGUGGCUCUUUUAAGUCGAAAACGCAGUUUUUUUGUUUUCAGAGGUGUGUCUUCCUGCAGCAGAUAGAGGGGAUUUCCCUCGGUGUUCAGCCACAGGCUCACCUGCAGAGACAGGACCAUGCGCUCCCAGGCUGCGCUUCCCCGGUUUGGCUCCCUUUUGUGUCUCCUUUUCCUCCCCUCUGUUUUGUCCUCCUCUUCUCGGCGUCAAUGGAUUCUCCAGCGUAUCCCUGUGGUCCUGCCCCAGCAAACAGAGGCUGGGCCGACCCCGCAUUUUGUGAAUGAGGCCCGCCUGGAUGUUGCCUCCCCCUGUGACCCCGAAUGCCACAAGAAAGCCCCUCGUCCCAGCUACUGGGAUUUGCGCAGCUUUUUGGCCUACGAGACUCUCCACUCUAAUGGUCAACUCACAGAGACUGCUGUUGGGAUUUAUGGCUACAGUCCAUAUGCCAGUACCAGUCCAGCUCACUCCUCUGGGUCUUCUGUUAAGGCUAAGGGGUCCCACGUCAGAAGAAAACGACAGAUAUUUGGACAUGAUGGACGUUUCAGUAUUGCAGGGCAGAACUUCCUACUCAAGUACCCCUUCUCGGUGACGGUCAAACUGUCCACUGGAUGUUCUGGUACACUAGUGGGGGAACGACACGUUCUGACAGCGGCUCAUUGUGUCCAUGACGGCAAAAACUAUGUGAAAGGAGCCCAGAGGCUUCGGGUUGGCUUUUUGAAGUCAAAGCAACGGGAUGCACAAGAUCCAUCUGUCUACCUUCCCUCUAACUUCACCAAUCACAUAGAGGGAGGUGCUGCUCAAUACUCCCCACCUGUCAAUGACAAAAUGAAGUUCCAAUGGAUCAGAGCCAAGCGCACCCAUGUUCCUAAAGGUUGGAUUAAAGGAAAUGCAAAUGAAAUCGGGAUGGACUACGACUACGCUUUACUGGAAUUGAAAAAACCACACAAACGUCGCCACAUGAAGCUGGGAGUCAGCCCCCCAGCUCAGAGACUUCCUGGCCGUCGUGUCCACUUCUCAGGAUUUGACAACGACCGCCCAGGACAGCUGGUGUAUCGCUUCUGUCAGGCUGGUGAGGAGACGUCGGAUUUGCUGUACCAACACUGUGAUGCUCAGCCUGGGGCCAGCGGCUCUGGAGUCUAUGCCCGGAUGUGGGAUGGGCGGCGCCGGCGUUGGGAGCGAAAGGUGAUAGGUGUGUUUUCGGGCCACCAGUGGGUAGAGAAGAAAGGAACAUCUCAGGAAUUUAAUGUGGCAGUGAGAAUCACACCUCUUAAAUAUGCACAGAUUUGCUACUGGAUUAAAGGAAACUUUGUGGACUGCAGAGAAGGAUGAGGACGUUGAAAGGGAUGCAGUAACUAAAAGAACUGUGCCAUACUCUAGGAACUUUUUCAGAUUUUGUUAAGCUACAACCACAAACUUCAACACAUUUUAAGUUUGUACACAGUUGUAGUGUAAGAAAAAUGAUGCACAGUUUUCAUGAUUAUUAAAAAAACAUUUAAAGUGU